AAAACGACAAGCAAAUCUCCUAAAAGGGAAACAGCUGCUCCGUGAAGGGAAACUAUCAGAAGCAAGAGAAUGCUUUUCUCGCAGCAUUAAUGUUACACAUGCAAUGGCCCGUGAAGUGAUUCAAGCUGCCAGAGCCCAAGGAAUAGAUUGUCUUGUUGCGCCUUAUGAAGCUGAUGCUCAGUUAACUUAUUUGAACAAAACUGGCAUGGUCCAAGCUAUAAUUACAGAGGAUUCUGAUCUCCUCACUUUUGGGUGCAAAAAGGUGUUUCUUAAAAUUGACAAGUUUGGAAAUGGUUUAGAAAUUGAUCAAGCCCGCCUCGGAAUGUGCAAGCAGCUUGGGGACGUCUUUACAGAAGAGAAAUUCCGCUACAUGUGCAUUCUUUCUGGCUGUGACUACCUUCCAUCCAUUCAUGGUAUCGGCUUAGGCAAGUCCUGCAAACUGUUAAAGAUAGCCAAUAACCCUGAUAUUAUAAAGGUCAUUGGAAAAAUGGGACAGUAUUUAAAAAUGAACAUUUUGGUAUCUGAAGAAUACAUACAAGGAUUUAUUCGUGCUAAUAAUACUUUCCUCUAUCAGUUGGUUUUUGACCCAGUCAGAAGGAAACUUGUUCCUUUGAAUGCUUAUGAAGAUGAUGUUGAUCCAGAAACUCUAGUUUAUGCUGGAAAAUACCUUGAUGAUAGGACCGCUUUUCAAAUUGCACUUGGAAAUAAAGACAUUAUCACAAUGGAGCAAAUUGAUGACUACGAUCCUGAUGUAUCACCGCCUGUACAACGAAGAAGCCAUAGCAGUUAUACUCAUGAGAAGUCACCCUAUUUAAAGAGUAUUUGGAACAAGGACUAUAACCCCUGCUUUACUACGAAAAUCGUCACAAAUUCAACACCUUUGUUAGAGAAACCCACUACCCGAGGGAUUGAGCGGCUAAUUAACUUAAAAGGACUCAAACUUCCUAGCAAAAUGCUAGUGGCAAAAAGACCAAGGCAUGAAGAAGCAUCAGAAGAAGAACUGUUGAGCCAGUAUUUUUCAAAUUCAAAAAAAACCAAAACAGAAAAAUACGAUGAGAACCAGCAGCUUUUUGAUGGAACAUCAGCAGUCUGUACUUCCCAGGACUCCUGCAAAAACAAGGACAAGUCUUGUGUUCAGCCCAGGCUUAGAAAUAAAUUUGCCACUAUUCUGCAGAAGGAGAAUGAAAAAAAUGGUGCAGUUGUUGUACCAGGAACCAGAAGCAGGUUUUUCUGCAACAUUGGGGAUCUGCCUGAGACUAUAUCGAAGAAUAAAACUGAACAGCCUCUCCAGGACAAUGAGGCUGAUA
Molecule: messenger RNA, 1307 nt
Organism: Protobothrops mucrosquamatus (brown spotted pit viper)
Lineage: Eukaryota; Metazoa; Chordata; Lepidosauria; Squamata; Viperidae
Product: exonuclease 1-like
Exons: 8
Biological process (GO): mismatch repair; DNA recombination
Cellular component (GO): nucleus
Molecular function (GO): DNA binding; 5'-3' DNA exonuclease activity; 5'-flap endonuclease activity
Source: RefSeq, a predicted model, not a curated record